AUGAUGAUGACGAAGAUGACGAAGAUGAUGAUGAUGAGGAUGAUGAGGGACGUUAUUUCUCCUCCGUGCGUGUGGUGAUGAGUUUUUUUUUUGUGAGGAAGUCAAGUAAGAAAAUGGACGACUCCCCCGCGGCUCCGCUUCGCGACUCUUUACCGGAACCAGCGACUCAAACUGGGAUCUUUACCCUCAAGCCGUCGGCGGAGAUGGACUGAGAAGCGACGGACAACAACGAUGCUAACAUGCUAGCCCGCUCCUCGGUGUUUGUUUCACCUUUUGAGGGUUUUAAACUCCACUAACGACACCUCUGUCACUCCUUUAACUUAUUAUUCUGUAACGCUAACUAACCGUGACAGUUAACUAGUGGUUAACCCUCACCUGGUGACACAUCUACGUCCAGCUACGUUAGUUAGCUCACUUCAGAAGUAGCUAGUCCCCAAAAAAACAUUGGUUAAGCUAAUUAACGUGGCGUUAGCUUGACAACAUUGAUGUUAUGACUAGUUUGGUUUAUUAGACAACAGGGAAGUCGUAUUAAACGCUAAUGGUGUCGUGCUACAGGUCAUUCAUUGUUUAAAAAGGGGGAACUAGGUUAAAGAAGUAACUUAGCAUCACCUUUACUCUGUUCUCUGAGACUGAGGCUGGAGAGCAUCGUCUUCUAACGUCCAGCUCUGCGAUGUGUUCAGAUAACCUCUCAUCAGAAGAUUAGAAACUCACAGGAGGAGACGAUAAGGAUAAUAAAAACAAUAUGGGUGAUUCCGUGAGCUUCUCCUGACAUGUUUCCAUUCAAACGUGCUACGCUAGCACAGGAAACCUGACACCUCCUCACAUGCUCUGCACACAGACUCGCAGGCAGCACAUAUUUUCCAGAGCAGCCUCAUCAAGCGGAGCCCAGAUAUGCGUCUGUCCUCGUUGCUGGCCCUGUUCAGGCCUGCGCUGCCCCUCAUCCUGGGGCUGUCCCUGGGAUGCAGCCUCAGUCUGCUGAUGGUGUCCUGGACGCAGGGGGACCCCGACGACUCGUGCAGGGACGAGCUGGGCAACGGGAGGCUCUUCCAGGGCAGAGGGGACAGCCAGGGGGUGUCCAGGGAUGAGGCCGGAGACGAGGACAUCCAGCCCCGCAUCGUGCCCUAUCACAAGGACCCGAACAAGCCGCACAAGAAAGUCCUCAGAACCCGAUACAUCCACACUGAACUGGGCAUCAGGGAGCGCCUCCUGGUGGGCGUGCUGACCUCUCGGGCCACGCUGAACACGCUGGCCGUGGCAGUGAACCGUACGGUCGCCCACCACUUCCACCGCACCUUUUUCUUCACGGGUCUGCGCAGCCCCAAGGUGCCUCACGGCAUGACUGUGGUCGCCCACGGCGACGACCGCCCGGUGUGGCUGAUGUACGAGACGGUGCGUCACCUCCACCAGCACUACGGCUCAGACUACGACUGGUUCCUCUUAGCCCAGGAUGACACUUACCUGCAGGCAGACCGUCUGUCUGAGCUCGUGGGCCACCUCAGUGCAGGUCAGGACCUGUACAUGGGCCGGGCGGAGGAGUUCAUCGGUGGGGAGGAGAAGGCACGCUACUGCCACGGGGGUUACGGCUAUCUGCUGUCUCGCAGUCUGCUGGCCCGCCUGCAGCCCCAUCUCGACACGUGCCGUAAUGACAUCCUCAGCGUGAGACCUGAUGAGUGGCUGGGCCGCUGCAUCAUUGACUACCUGGGUCUCAGCUGCGUGGAAGUGCACCGGGAGAUGACCUACCGCUACUUUGAACUGGGGAAAAACGCCGAUCCAGAGCGAGAAGACAGCACCCAGUUUAAAAACGCCUUCACAGUGCAUCCUGUAUCAGAACCGAAUCUCAUGUACCGCCUGCACAAACGCUUCAGCCAGAUCGAGCUGGAAUGGACGUACCUACAGAUCGAACAGCUCCAGAUGCAGAUCAACAACCUGAGCGAGCGGACGCCAGAGGGAAAGGCCGGAGUCACGUGGCCAAUAGGAAUCAACCCUCCCUUCAAGCCAAGAACCCGUUUUGAGGUGAUCAACUGGGAGUACUUCACAGAGGAGCACAUUUACUUGUGCGUCGACAGCGCUCCAAAGUGUGAGAUGAGAGGGGCGGACCGCGCGGAUGUAAGCGCCGUUCUGGAGAUCGCGGUGGAGCGCCUGAACGAACGCUACCAGCCACAGCUACGCUUCCGCAAACGCCGUCUUCUCAACGGGUACCGGCGCUUUGACCCCACGCGCGGUAUGGAGUACAUGCUGGACCUGGCUCUGGAGGCCUAUACCCAGAAAGGCCACAGUCAAGUCAUUGUAAAACGGGUCAACCUGCUGCGGCCCCUCAGUGCAGUGGAGAUAAUCCCCAUGCCUUAUGUGACGGAGGCCACACGGGUGCAGGUCAUCCUACCCGUCACCGCCCAGGAUCAGGAUUAUGUCAGCAACUUCCUCGACAUGUAUGUGAUGAACACUCUCGACACCCACGAUAACGUUUUGCUCACGUUCCUGUUCAUAUACGAUCCGUUUGACGCGCAGCGAGUCAGCCAGACGGACGUGUUCGCCGGCAUCAAGGCCAUGAUCGGGGAGGUGGAGAAACGCUACGGCGACGUGAAGAUCCCGUGGAUAAGCGUGAAGACGGAGGUGCCCUCGCAGGUGAAGCUGAUGGACAUCAUCUCCAAGAAGCAUCCGGUGGACACGCUGUUCUUCCUGUCCAGCGUGUGGACGGAAGUCAACGCGGACUUCCUGAAUCGCUGCAGAAUGAACGCCAUCAGCAACUGGCAGGUGUUCUUCCCGAUCCACUUCCAGGAGUACAGCCCCGCCGUCGUCUACCGCGACCAGCAGCCCUCCGCUGCCUCUUCUUCUUUCGCCUCCGAGUCGCUGAGGGACGGCCACUUCGACCGUCACGUCUUUGACGAGGCCUGCUUUUACAAUGCGGAUUACAUGACCGCACGGACCAAGAUGGCUGCCGACAUCUUAGACAACGAGGAGCUGCUGGAAAGCAUGGACGUGUACGACAUAUUUGUUCGCUACUCGGGCUUACAUGUGUUUAGAGCCGUGGAGCCGGCGCUCAUCCAGAAAUACGUACGACGAGCGUGCAACCCGCGGUUCAGUGAGGACAUCUACCACCGCUGCGUGCUCAGCAACUUGGAGGGUCUGGGGUCACGCUCGCAUCUCGCCAUGGCGCUGUUUGAACAAGAGCAGGCCAACAGCACCUAGAUCUCACUGGGACCUCUGGUACGUUGUGGUACUUCGAGAGCGUUGAACCUCUAACACACACUCACACUCUCUGCCUCGAGGAAAGGAAAGUCACGCAGAAUAAUGUGAAUUUUAACACGGUACUUUUAUGAUCCACACACUGAAGUUGUCACUCAUUCAAACGGAACCGUCUCGUGCGUGGACUCUGACCGAGCGAACGUGUGCUGGUGCUGAGCUCAAAGGUGUCAAAUCUGACUUAUGAGUCUAUAUCGAGGAAUCUGUCACGUCUAGAGGAAAUAUGACUCAUCAAAGAUUCUCCUCACAUCUCGCUCCCUGAUCGAGGACACAGACAGAACAGUCAAUAGUACCGUUGCUGUUCUAACUGGAGCUGAAGAACAAUAUUUACACUCCAUUGAAUAUAUAUGAAAAAUAAGUUAAUAAAAAAAAAAGACUUAAUUUCUUAAUAAUUAUUUGAGGAAAAACACACUUGAGCCACAAAUCUUCUUUUGGGAAGAUGUUGAAAAAUAAUACUGGAACAAGCUGAAGCUGCCUUUAUUUUAAGAUAUGUUCUUUUUUUUUUUUUUUAAAGAGGUAUUAUUAUUAAAGAGUGUUAUUGCCGCUGUGA
Molecule: messenger RNA, 3790 nt
Organism: Hippoglossus stenolepis (Pacific halibut)
Lineage: Eukaryota; Metazoa; Chordata; Actinopteri; Pleuronectiformes; Pleuronectidae
Gene: chpf2
Product: chondroitin polymerizing factor 2
Exons: 4
Coding region: 892-3186 (764 amino acids)
Cellular component (GO): Golgi cisterna membrane
Molecular function (GO): glucuronosyl-N-acetylgalactosaminyl-proteoglycan 4-beta-N-acetylgalactosaminyltransferase activity
Source: RefSeq, a predicted model, not a curated record